AUGCGCUUCUCCCGUGUUUCGGUGCCGGGCAUCAAGCGUGUCAUCACCAUCUGCAGCGCCAAGGGCGGUGUUGGCAAGUCCACCACCUCAGUCAAUGUCGCUCUUGCGCUGAAGAACAUGGGACACAGCGUCGGCCUCGUCGACGCAGACAUAACAGGGCCGUCCAUCCCUACGAUGAUGGGGGUGGAAAGCUCCCAGGUCGAGACGUACCGCGUCGCCGGCAGCGAUCGUUUCGGUCCUCCCAUGAACUUCGGCGUGAGGGUGAUGAGCAUGGGGCUCAUUGUCCCGUAUGACGAGGCCAUCGCCGUGCGCGGGCCGAUGGUGAACAAGUACAUCCGCGCCCUGCUCUUCCAAACGGAUUGGGAGGAAUUAGACUACCUCCUCAUCGACAUGCCACCCGGCACCAACGAUGUGCAUCUCACGAUCACGCAGGAGGUCAUGCUCUCUGGCGCCGUGAUUGUCUCGACGCCGCAGAAGGUGGCACUCAUCGAUGUGCGGCGCGGCAUCGACAUGUUCGCGGCCGUCAACGCGCCGGUGCUGGGGCUUGUGGAGAACAUGAGCUACUUUAAGUGCGAUAGCUGUGACAAGCGGCAUUACAUCUUCGGCCGCGGCGGCGUGGCACGCGCGGCGGAGGAGCUGGGAGUGCCGUUUCUGGGUGAAAUCCCGUUCGUGAGCCGCAUUAUGCAGGACACCGACGAGGGCGUACCCCCAGCACUGCGCGGAGACGCGACGUUGGAGGCGGCGAAGCCGUACUACGAGCUUGCCGAGCGCAUCCACGCGGCGUUGGGCGAGAGCGAGAGGAACAAGGCUGGCGACGGCAGCGGGAAGGAUGACCGUCAACGCGCUCCUGCCCCCGAGCCGACUAUCGUAUUCGAGUGA
Messenger RNA from Leishmania mexicana MHOM/GT/2001/U1103, 879 nucleotides. RefSeq names its product MRP protein-like protein. The coding region runs from base 1 to 879 and encodes 292 amino acids. The transcript has a single exon. Gene Ontology annotation, biological process: iron-sulfur cluster assembly; mitochondrial respiratory chain complex I assembly. Gene Ontology annotation, molecular function: ATP-dependent FeS chaperone activity; ATP binding; 4 iron, 4 sulfur cluster binding. Gene Ontology annotation, cellular component: mitochondrion. Lineage: Eukaryota; Euglenozoa; Kinetoplastea; Trypanosomatida; Trypanosomatidae. The record is from RefSeq and is a predicted model, not a curated record.